CGCUGCUCCUGACAGAUCACACAGCAGAGGGUGCAUUUGAUUUAUGCCUCAGAGCAGGAUGAAUUCAGUAAAGAGAGCGCUGCUGCUGCUGCUGCUGGUGGCCGCCAUCGGCACCAAUGCGGCCCCAGGCCCCGAGGACUGUCACAGUCUGAAGAAGCUGCCCUCAUUGGACCUGCACAAGGUCUGCGGGGACUGGGUCCUGGUCUGGUCUGUAGCUGACCAUCAGGAGGCCUGGGACCUGCUGCCGAACAUCUCCAGCUCCCACGUGGAGUUCAGACUGCACCAGGACAACACCACGGUCCUGUUCAAAGAGAGGAACUUGUACAUGGACAAGUCCUGUAGUCACUACUUCAUUAACUUCACGGUUGCUGACGGUGGAAACCACACGAUGAACAUCAUCGCCGCAACGGUGGAGAAGGACAGCGUCAUCAGUGACUUGAACGAAUCGAUACAGACAGACUUCUAUGAGAGCUGCCCCGAGUGUCUGAUGAUGGUCUACCAUUCACCAGCGGGCCGAUACAUGCUGAACUACAGGAAGGAGGGCCAUCAUCAGGAUGUGGAGAAGAUGAACUCCCACCACGGUGACCUCAGGAAGCUGGCCGAGUGUCUGGGAUUCCCUCACGACAAACCCUUCAGCUACGAUGGAGCUGCAGAUUUUUGUCACAAGAAACCCUCUCCAGAGGUGGACGUCGCUGCGACUGAAGCCCCGGCUCCUUCCUGAGUGAAGACGUGGGACAAAACCCAACAUGUCAGAUGUGUUGUCAACCAAUAAAAUAACAACUCAAA
Anarrhichthys ocellatus (wolf-eel) is the source of this 786-nucleotide messenger RNA. RefSeq names its product saxitoxin and tetrodotoxin-binding protein 1-like. NCBI's taxonomy places the organism in Eukaryota, Metazoa, Chordata, Actinopteri, Perciformes, Anarhichadidae. The record is from RefSeq and is a predicted model, not a curated record. Bases 44 to 721 code for a protein of 225 amino acids. The transcript is spliced from 6 exons.